UCCACUGUGUCAUUUGGAAGUCUGAGCCCCACGCGGCCACUUCACCGGCACGUCCAAAAAGACAGCACCGGGAUCAAGGUGGUGGAGGAGGAGGUGGAGGUGAGGAGAGAGAGAGAGAGAGAGAGAGAGAGAGAGAGAGAGAAAAGGGGGAGGGAGGGAGUGAUAGAAGAAGAAGAGGAGGAGGAGGAAGAGGAGAGAGAGAGAGAGAGAGAGAGAGAGAGAGAGAGAGAGAGAGAGAGAGAGGGGGAGAGAGACAACAGAUCCACGUAGGGAAGCACAUGGACAGAACAUUUAGUUCCCGGGAUGUGAGAUGAGAGAGGGCCGGGGCUCGAACUGAACAGACGCGGGUGAGGCAGCAGCACGGAGGCGGAGAGAAGAAGAAGAAGAAGAAGGAGAAGGAGAAGAAGGAGCGCACGGGCGACUGUUACCGUGUAACGCCCUAGUGCAGAAAUGACCACUGAUCAGGAUUUACCUAUGGAUGCCCAGUCAGCCACAGCCAUAUUUGCGGCGAAGGGCAUUGAUAUAACACCCAACAAAGACCAAGGAGUCAUCAAGGUUGUGAAGCGUCCAGGAUUAGAUGGAAACCAACCGAUGAUUGGAGACAGAGUGACUGUACACUACACUGGAAAGCUGCUCACAGGGAAGAAGUUUGACUGCAGUCGAGAUCGUAAAGAACCUUUUUGCUUCAAUUUGGGAAAAGGACAAGUCCUAAAGGCGUGGGACAUCAGUGUGCUGUCCAUGCAGGAAGGAGAGGUGUGCACGUUACUGUGUAAACCAGAAUACGCUUAUGGAUCUUCUGGAAGUCCCAACAAAAUCCCUCCCAACUCCCUCAUAGUGUUCGAGAUGGAGCUGCUCAAGUUCGAAGGAGAGAAGCUCACAGAUGACGGCGGCAUCAUUAGAAGAAUAAAGGUCAAAGGGGAGGGAUACACAAAUCCCAAUGACGGAGCAACUGUAAAAGUGCACCUGGAGGGGAGCUGUGGUGGUCGACUGUUUGACUGCAGGGACGUCACCUUUGUUGUCGGUGAGGCUGAAGAUAAAGGCAUUCCUCUGGGAGUCGACCGAGCCAUGGACAAGAUGCAGAGAGGAGAGUGCUGUGUACUUUACCUACAACCAAAGUAUGGAUUUGGAAGCGAAGGUAAAUCAGAGUGCAAAAUUGGACCAGACAAAGACCUUGUUUACGAAGUUUCCCUCAAAGAGUUUCAAAGUGCUAAAGAAUCCUGGGAAAUGGAUUUGAUUGAAAAGCUGGAUUUGGCUGGUGGAGUGAAGCAUAAAGGGAAUCAGUAUUUUAAGGCUGGGAGAAUCUUCCAGGCCAUCAUCCAGUACCAGCGCAUUGUUUCCUGGCUGGAGAUGGAGUGUGGUACAGGGAUGGAUCAGCAGAAGAAGAUACAAGACGUUAUUAUGACGGCCUACCUUAAUCUAGCAUUGUGUUUCCUGCGGAUAAAGGAGUUCUCCCAAGUAGUGGAGAACUGCAACAAGGUGAUUGAGAUUGAAGAGCACAACGAGAAGGCUCUGUAUCGUCGCGGGGAGGCACGACUCCACCGCAACGAGUUCAUCUUCGCUUUGGCAGACUUUCAGCUAGUGCUUCAAGUCAACCCCUUGAAUCGAGCGGCUCGUGCUCAGAUUUCUCUCUGUCAGAGCAAGAUGAAGGAGCAUCACGAACAGGACAAGAAGACCUACGCUAACAUGUUCCAGAAAUUUGCUGAACGGGACGCCAAGAAUUUGUCUGAAACACUUGUCUUUCAUACAGACUGGGAAACCGAAGAGGAGGCGGAAUGAGAGCACGAGGAGCAGCAUGAACGGAGAAGUGGGAAUCAAACGACGGCGGAGUAGUCAGGACUGCCCGUCGUACCAGUGACACUUGAAAGGGGGGGAAAGACAAGCCUCCUUUUGCUUUCCAAGCCCAGGCAGCAGAGGCAAGGACAAAGUCAAAUAAAAGCCUCUAAUCCAAACCUUUUUAUCCCAAAAUCCAGCGUCACCAUUCCUGCAUAUAAAACAGAGUGUAAGCAGGAACAUUUCCAAGCCAAACAGCGUCUCUCCUGUCACAUGGACCGUGCUACUGCCAGGACGCUCAUCCCUGUGGAUUUAGUACAGCAGAAUCAGUGACUUAAGAUGGUGAGCUCUUCUAGCCCCGUUAAAAUAUAUAAAGUUUCUCCAAAAACACAGAGGAGUUCCACUUCCCUUGUCUUUAGGCUGUGUAUAGCUGAGAUGUGCCUCCACAGUGUGUUUCUGAUUCCAAAACUGCACUGUCAGACUUAUAUUUGGUAUUAAGCCUUUACUUGGGCAGCUGCAUGCAUGUGUCACAAGAUGUUUGGGAUUCAGACUUGAAACUUUGCAAUUUUUUGUUUUUUAUGUGCACUAUGUACUUUGGAUAUAAGGUGUUAAAACAUCCCGACAGAUCAUUGGUGUGUUAGAGGAGAACACAAUCAAUUCUAAGACGUAAGAAAAGUAAAUAAUCAUCAAUGUUUUGCUUCGACAUUGUAUAGACAUUCAAACAAACCUGAAAUCAUUUAAUGAUGGGAAAUACAGAAAAAAGACAAAUCAAGAACUUACCAAAAUUAAAAUCUCCUUCACACACGAACCUUCAGUAUCGUGAAAAAUAACUGAAAUGUUCCUCCUCGUGUUUCCAAUCAGCAAACAGCAGAAGCAGAGAGGAGAAACGGAAAAAAGCACAAACUACAAACAUAUUUACUGUGUUUAGUAAGCGAAUACCUAUAAAGGUUAAAUAUUUUUUUAAUGCCUAUAAAAGAACUGUUGGAAAGAUUAUUUACAGAAAUACAAUUCAAAUUUAGCAGUUUGUUUUUGGGCAAGGACGAGGCAUUGUUUCUGGCUUGAGUUAGACCAUGGUUGUGCAUGCACUAAAAUAAGUUAUUCAUGAAUACAUGCAUGAUGGGCCAUUAUUCAUUUGUUGUACUGUUAUAUUUUGUCUUUUUAAAACACAGAAGGCAGCAAAAACAGCAGAUGAUAGACGUCUAUGGGCAUGAUAACAGAAAAAAACAAACAUAAUCUAUAUGGACUGAUUACAUUUUAAACCGAAGGCAGCUUAAAAAUCCUUAAUAAAUAUAAAACGCAACUGUCAAACGAUAUAUAUAUAUAUAUAUAUAUAUAUAUAUAUAUGCGUUGAUCUAUCGCUUAACAGCACAGCAAUGAUUGUCAGCGCAUACACACUUUUAAUCAAACAAGUGAACGCAUGCUGCUUUACCUUUACUGUCAGAAAAUGUAUCAUCUGAUUCAAUCUUACCUCGAAGAGAAGGCAUUUGAUCCUAAAAUCAGCCCCAACCCCACCGUCGUGUUCGACAGGACGGACCCCCCCGGUGUUGUCUCUGUGCGUGCAGGCGGGAGACGGACACACAAAUCACAACUAAGCUUUAAAAACUUCAGAACCACAGAUUUUCUUUCAGUCUUUCACAAAUUUCACAAUUUUCUUUCAACUCUGGUAAUGUGAUCAACUCCAUAAUUUCACAUCGGUGCCGUUCUUUUUUGUUUUUGCCUCAGUCCCAGAAAAGGUGUCUCUUGAUUUCACUGCAUCUAUUUUGUGUUUUUUUUUUUAUUUUAAUUUUUUAAACGUGUGAAUGUCAGUGGAUAGUGGACAAUGAUGCACUUUGGUGACUGUAAAACCAACACUUAUCUUUCAUGAAAAUGUCUGGAUCAAAUCCGGACAAUAAUCUCAAGAUGUUUUAUAAUGAUCGGUUGGUUCAGAAUGAAAACCUUAGCUGUCUUAAAUAUUUUGUGUAAAAUGUCAACCGUGUGUAUGUGUGUGUGUUUAAUAUAUAUAUUGUUGUAUGCUAGCAAGGUUUUUAAACUGCUUGUUGCUAAAUGUUUUCAAGUACUGCUGGCUCUGAACAUUCAAACAUUUUGUACAGUGGAAAUGAGCAUGAAGUACUUUUUUCCUUAGGCGAUUAUACAGACUAUUUAUCCCCCUCUGCUGACUGCAGAUAGAUUUACAGGCCUCUUACUGCUACUUUCAUCACUUUGUAAAUUUCAGGAAUAUUUUUGGGGAGCUUUGACAACAACAAGCAGGACAACAUGCAGUGGGUUCAACUGCAGCCUGACUGAUGUGAGCUUGGUUUUAUUAGAAAGUGAAGUGUUACUGUUUGUCAUAUAAAAUGUUUUAAAUGUAUUCAAAAGAUCAUUGCCCUGUACAGCAAAGUGUGAGCAUUGUUUUAAACCAGCAUUUAUGCAAAAGAAAUAUUUUCAGACAAAAAAACACAAGGUACCUUUGUUCAUGUCUUCUUUAUAUAGUUUUUAUUUUUUUGCACUUUGAAAGCAUUAAAUAAAUGCAAGAGUUGCAUUUAAAGAAAUAUGUUAUUAUUCAAGUUAGAGGCCACUAUUUUACAGUAAAAUAUCUUCAGACAUUGCUUUUGCCAUUACAGCAAUAUUGUCAUAAAAAUUGUUAAAUAUGAAAAAACAUGGAGUUUUUGAGAGAAAGAUUUGAAAUCUUAAAGAAAUUGAGUAUGAGUUGACGUGUAGACUAACAGAACUGCAUUUUAUAACAUCUAUCCAAUAUAUAAUGGCCAUUUUCUUAAUUGCUUGACUUUACAUCUCUUUCCUGAAAUAUCACAUCUAUUGGUCUAAAUACAUUUGUAUUAUAACAAAUAUAAAUUAAAGUUGUAUUCUUUCA
Messenger RNA from Hippoglossus stenolepis (Pacific halibut), 4618 nucleotides. It is a transcript of the gene fkbp5, whose product is annotated as FKBP prolyl isomerase 5. Gene Ontology annotation, molecular function: protein binding; peptidyl-prolyl cis-trans isomerase activity. The transcript has 11 exons. The record is from RefSeq and is a predicted model, not a curated record. The coding region runs from base 451 to 1776 and encodes 441 amino acids. NCBI's taxonomy places the organism in Eukaryota, Metazoa, Chordata, Actinopteri, Pleuronectiformes, Pleuronectidae.